GACAGCUUCCAGGACAAGGGUGGGACAGCUUGGCAGAGUGACAAAUUCCUCCAUCCAAAUGUGCCUGAAUUUGAGUCAUCCCCAGCAGUUCAUGCUGCUUCAAAGGAAGCAAGGAUCUGCAUCUUCCUUUCCCUCCUGGUCUGGACUGGGAGCAUGACAUGGAAAUACUUAGCAGGAUGCAUUGAAUAAAAUAUGACCAUCCUUCUUUACUAAAGCCAAGCACCAGCUACAAAGGAGCAGGAAGAGCAAAAGGCCUGAGCACACGGGAACUCCUCUGUCUGCCUGAGAGCACCCGAUGCCCCUGAGUCACGAAUUGUCCAGCACAGAGACAUCUCACCCUCCCACCUGCACAGGAAGGCCUGGGAGAGCUCUGACAGCAGGAUUCCACCAAGGUCGUGAUGCCAGAGGGAUCCACGGAAGAGCUCCACAGCAGCCCACAAGUGCCAGAGCCUGCUGGGCUGCUGGCUCCCAGGAGCAGCAGGACAAUGGUGACAGGAGGUGGGGGCUACCUGGGAUACAAUCUGGGAUGUGCCCUUGUCAGCUCAGGAAUUGCUGUUGUGCUGUUUGACCUUCGGAAACCUCAAUGGGAAAUUCCACACGGAGCGGAUUUUUUCAAGGGCGAUGUGAGGGAUUAUGAAGCAGUGUUCAAAGCAUGUGAAGGGGUUGACUGUGUUUUCCAUGUAGCUGCAUGUGGAAUGUCAGGAUUGGAACAACUUCAAAAGAAAGAUCAGAUUGAAUCCAUAAAUGUUGGAGGCACAAAAAUAAUAAUUGAUGUCUGCAAACAAAGAAAUAUCCCUAGACUGAUAUAUACCAGUACAGUGAAUGUGGUGUUUGGAGGGAAUCCUAUUGAAGAAGGAGAUGAAGAAACUGUACCAUAUUUUCCACUGGAAAAGCAAUUUAAUCAUUAUUCCAGAACCAAGGCAAUUGCAGACCAAAUGGUUCUUGCUGCUAAUGGAACUUUGCUCAAAGGAGGGGACAAGCUCCACACGUGUGUGCUUCGCCCGCCGGGCAUCUAUGGACCAGAAGAGCAGCGGCACCUGCCUCGAGUAGCCAUAAAUAUCCAGCGGAGACUUUUUAACUUCAAGUUUGGGAAUCACAAAGUUCAGAUGAACUGGGUUCACAUAGGAAAUCUAGUGCAAGCUCAUUUACUGGCUGCUGAGGCUCUCACCUCUGAGAAGGGCUACGUAGCUAGUGGCCAGGCUUAUUACAUCCAUGAUGGUGAAAAUGUCAUCUUCUCUGAGUGGAUAGUGCCUUUGUUUGAAAAAUUAGGCUACAGGAAACCUUGGAUACAUAUUCCUGUUCUCCUGGCUCAUAUAGCAGCCACUGUGAUGGAAUAUUUGCACCUGAUACUAAAGCCAGUUUUUAGCUUUACACCUUUCUUGACAAGGAAUGAGGUGUGGAAUGUCACUGUAACUCACACUUUCCGAAUAGACAAGGCACGAAAUCAACUCGGUUACAAACCAAAGAAAUUCUCAUUCGCUGAUUCCGUGGAUCAUUACCUAAAAACAAGACCUACCUGCCAAGAAGACCACACGUUCCUUAAAAUGGUGUUUGCUUUUGGCAUUUUGUUAGGUUUGAUCAUUCUUUCCUUCUUCUAAAACCAAAUAACUACUCACCUGUUCCAGAAAGCUUCAUUUUGUUUCUGAGUAUUAAUUAUCUGGUCAUAGUACAUUCCUCAGCCACUCUGGACUUUGUUAUUCAUAUUACUAUGAUGACAC
Molecule: messenger RNA, 1718 nt
Organism: Passer domesticus (house sparrow)
Lineage: Eukaryota; Metazoa; Chordata; Aves; Passeriformes; Passeridae
Product: putative short-chain dehydrogenase/reductase family 42E member 2
Exons: 15
Coding region: 399-1598 (399 amino acids)
Biological process (GO): steroid biosynthetic process
Molecular function (GO): 3-beta-hydroxy-Delta5-steroid dehydrogenase (NAD+) activity
Source: RefSeq, a predicted model, not a curated record